CUCUCCAGAGGGUGUUAGUCUUCAUCUGAUCGCUCCAACAUGAGCCACUCUUAUGCCUCCUCAUCCUCCUCUUCCUCAUACCGUCGAAUGUUCGGUGGUCCUGGCUACAUGACGCCACCAAUGUCCCGUGGUGUGUUCGGCCGAGCCUCCACUGGUGGGUCGGGCAGCUCUCGGGUCAGUUCUAGAGUCUACGAAGUCUCCAAGUCGUCCACUUCUUCUCCUGGAUUCUCCGGUUAUCGAGCGUCCUCCUACAGCAUGCCCAACUUGUCUGCAGGCUAUACUCGCUCUUAUGGUGGGAUGGGUGAGACGCUAGACUUCAGUCUGGCUGAUGCCCUCAACCAGGAGUUUCUCCACACACGCACUAAUGAGAAAGCUGAGCUUCAGCAUCUCAAUGACCGCUUCGCCAACUACAUCGAGAAGGUGCGCAUGCUGGAGCAGCAAAAUCAGGUGCUGGGGGUGGAGGUGGAGCGGCUGAGGGGACGGGAGCCCACACGCAUCGCUGACCUGUAUGAGGACGAGAUGAGGGAGCUCAGGAGGGAGGUCGAAGUGGUGACCAAUCACAGAUCACGCGUGGAGGUAGAGAGGGACAACCUGGCAGAUGACCUGCAGAAACUGAAACUCAGGCUUCAGGAGGAGAUCGCGCUGAGAGAGGAGGCUGAGAAUAAUCUGUCUGCUUUCAGAGCUGACGUGGAUGCUGCCACUUUGGCCCGUCUGGAUCUGGAAAGACGUAUAGAGACUCUUCAGGAAGAGAUCGCCUUCCUCAAGAAGAUUCAUGAGGAGGAAAUCCGUGAGCUGCAGGCGCAGAUGCAAGAGACCCAAGUCCAAAUCCAGAUGGACAUGUCCAAACCAGACCUGACCGCUGCCCUGAGGGACAUCCGUGCCCAGUAUGAGGGCAUCGCUGCCAAGAACAUUGCAGAGGCUGAAGACUGGUACAAGUCAAAGGUGUCGGAUCUUAACCAGGCUGUGAGCAAGAAUAACGAGGCCCUGAAACAAUCCAAGCUGGAGACGAUGGAGUACAGACACCAGAUCCAGUCUUACACCUGCGAGAUCGACUCCCUCAAGGGCUCUAACGAGUCUCUGAUGAGGCAGAUGAGGGAUAUGGAGGACCGGCACGGCCGUGAAGCAGGCGCUCUUCAGGACACCAUCGCCAGGCUGGAGGCGGAGAUCGCCAACAUGAAGGACGAGAUGGCGCGGCACCUGCGAGAAUACCAGGACCUGCUGAAUGUGAAGAUGGCCCUGGAUGUGGAGAUCGCCACUUAUAGGAAGCUGCUGGAAGGAGAGGAGAGCAGGAUUGUGAUGCCCAUGCAGUCGUAUUCCACUAUAAGCUUUAGAGAGACGAGCCCAGAGCAUCAACAAAGAGCGUCUGAAAUGCACUCAAAGAAAACGGUCCUGAUCAAGACCAUCGAGACACGUGAUGGAGAGGUGGUGAGUGAAUCUACACAGCACCAGCAGGACCUCAUGUAAACCUCGGACCAGCAGCUGCAACCAAACACAAAUCACAGAAAGAUCCAAAUAAAAGCUAUAGGAUAAUUUCCGGUAGUUCUCUUUACAUCCUACACACAUCCAAAAAGUGAUACGAGCACAUCUGCAUGAGUGGGUCCAGUAGAGAUUCCUUUCUUUUCACUUUGUUUUUAGUUCAUCUAGUUACAGUACAUACGUGUCAAGUUUGGAAUGAAGGUGUAUUUGAAGCAAGUUUUAGAUGAAGCAGAAAACGUAAUAUUAACGAAAAAAAGUGCAGUAAAUGAAGAGAACAGAGGCAGAAGACACAAAGAAAAUUGUAACAAUGGUGCCAAAUAUAAGCUCAAAUAAAAUGACUUUAACCAACAUUA
Messenger RNA from Danio rerio (zebrafish), 1829 nucleotides. It is a transcript of the gene desmb, whose product is annotated as desmin b. Gene Ontology annotation, biological process: camera-type eye development. The record is from RefSeq and is marked validated. Lineage: Eukaryota; Metazoa; Chordata; Actinopteri; Cypriniformes; Danionidae. Gene Ontology annotation, cellular component: intermediate filament. Gene Ontology annotation, molecular function: structural molecule activity.